Messenger RNA from Microplitis mediator, 2893 nucleotides. RefSeq names its product aminopeptidase N-like. Gene Ontology annotation, molecular function: zinc ion binding; peptide binding; metalloaminopeptidase activity. The transcript is spliced from 10 exons. Gene Ontology annotation, cellular component: cytoplasm. Gene Ontology annotation, biological process: proteolysis; peptide catabolic process. NCBI's taxonomy places the organism in Eukaryota, Metazoa, Arthropoda, Insecta, Hymenoptera, Braconidae. The coding region runs from base 475 to 2751 and encodes 758 amino acids. The record is from RefSeq and is a predicted model, not a curated record.
UUAAACGUACGCUCACAGUUAGAAAUUUCCGUGUUAAUUCAACACAUUGCGUUUGUGUUGAUCUUUAACACAAAUUUUAUGUUAAAUAAAAUUGAACACAUAAAAUCUGUUCUUUUGAUAGAAAAUUUGUGUACAUUUAACAGAACAUUUGUGUAAAUUUAACACAUUUUUCGUAUUAAAAUCGACUAAUAAACAUAAGUACAUAACCUAAGCAACUCAAGUGUAUACUGAUCUACUCUUAGUAGAACUUAUAUCAAUUUAGCGAACAAUUGAACCGGGUCAAAAAGACAAUGCUGUUACAAUGCUUUGCUUGGUUAUAUAUAGUAAUGAAGAAUCGCCCGGAAACGUUGAGUCAAACAACACAAAUUUUGUGUUAAUUUUCGAAUUCCACAAGAAAUGUGUUACAUUCUAGAUUUUCCAAUCAUUUAACAUAAAAAAUCUGUUAAAGUAAAAUAACACAAACGAUACAUUUUUAUGGGUACUAAGAAUCUGCGAUUAAUUAAGGCCCGUAAUUUAUUCCCGUGUUGGGAUGAACCUGCUUACAGAGCUGAAUUUGAAAUUUCAAUUCAACAUCCCAAAAAUUUAACUGCAUUGUCAAAUAUGCCGGUUAAAAAUAAUUAUGUCACCGAGGACGAAAAAAUUGUGACUUGUUUCAAUAAAACCCCCCGAUUAUCACCGCAUUCAAUUAGCGUUGCAGUUACAAAUUACCCUGUGACUCGAAAUUUAAUUAACAAUGUUGCAGUUUAUUCGAUUGAAAAUAACGUAACAUUUUUUGGAAAUUAUGUCCACAGUUUGAAAUCAAUUCUAUCCUUGUUAAAUAAUUACACUGGAAUUUCUUACCCGUUACCAAAAAUAGAUUCAGUAAUUAUGGCGGGAAAAGAAGAUGGAUGCAUAAAUAAUUUGGGUCUUGUAUUCUAUAAGAAUAAAUUACACGGAAUAUCUUCGAAACCUUUAUCUCCACUUGUUCUCUAUCAGAACAAAGAGUUUGAAGAUCUGAAAGUUAUUACGGCAUUGACUCUUCAAUGGUUUACAGAAAUAGUUACUCCUAUUGAUUUUAAUUAUUUAUGGUUAUUUUUGGCUAUUGGUCAUAAUACUGCUGCUAAAAUAAGUGAUCAGAUGUAUCAAAAAUUGCGCAGAAUGGAAAUGCAAGUUAUGGAAAUUUACGACUAUCAUUUUGAUCUAGAAUUUAAAUCAUUACCGCCAAUGUCAGCGAUAUCUGCUGGUGACCAAUCACAUAUCAGUCAAAAUUCAAAAAAAUAUUUAUACAUAAAGGGAAUUACAUUAAUGCUAAUGCUAGAACACACUAUUAUUACUUCCGAUGUUUAUCAAACUGGAUUGAAAAAUUAUCUUAAAAAUAAUUUAUUUAAAACAGCUACUUUGGAUGAUUUGUGGAACAGCUUACAACAUGCUUAUAAUAAUAAAUUCAAAAACAGUCCAAGAAGUAUAAAAAACACAAUUGAUGGUUGGCUACAACAGCCGGGUUAUCCGAUUAUCAAUAUUACAAGAAACUAUGACACAGGUUUCGUAACAAUUACUCAAAAAAAUGUUUUAAAGGACUUUGACAAUUCUACUUGGAGUGUUCCGCUAAAUUAUGCCACAAAAUCAAAUCCAAAGUUGCCAUUACAAGAUUCUUUAUUUUUAAUGAACGAAAAAGAAACGACUGUAUUUUUGUCGGAACUUAAAUCCGAUGACUGGAUCAUUUUUAAUGUUCAGCAAUUUGGCCACUAUAGAGUAAAUUACGACAGCGAAAAUUGGAAACGUAUAAUCGAUUAUCUCAACUCAGAUAACUAUGAUAAAAUAAAUCCGAUAAAUCGCGGAGUUGUUAUCAGUGAGAUUGAAGAGAUUUAUAACAAUAAUAAUGAUUUAGAAAAACUAAUCAACUUACUAUGGUACCUCAGACGAGAACGGGAUUUUAUACCUUUGAUGAAAGCUGUCAGACCUUUGAACACUAUUUCAAAAAUAAUCACGAUUGACAGAAGAUUAAUCAACAGUUAUAUAAGUAACAUUUUGAGUCCGAUAAUCAGUUACCUUAAUAAUGAAUACGAGAAUAAUGAAUAUUUUUACUACACUCCGUAUUUAAGAUUACAGUUUUUACGAUUAUACUGUCCAAUUAAUUACGAAAAAUGUAAAUCACUUGCAAGCAGUAUAUAUAAUAGACUAAUUAGUAAUUCGACAGAAGAACUAUAUUUUGAUGAAUAUUUUUAUUCUUGGUCAUUGUGUAUUGCAAUCAGAGAUUUCAAUGAAACACAAGUUGAUUAUUUUUUUUCUUACGAUUUUCCGUUAUUACGAAGUAACCCCUCAGAUAAAUUUAUGUACUUACACUGUAUCAAAAAUCAUACGAUUAUCGAACAUCAUUUUGCCAGAGCUCUAUCAAUUACCGUAAUAAUUUCUCCAAAAAAAAUGAUAGAAUUUGUUGAUACUUUUAUUUUUGAUAAUAAAUUUACAGCCGACAUUGAAUUUCUAUUGGAUUAUUUUAUUGAUAACUACACGGAUCUUUUCUGGAGAUUUUCAGUCCAAGACAGCAGAGAAAUAAUUCCGUUGUUAAUUUUACGAUUGAAUACAUCAAUCGUAGGGAUAAAACAGUGGGAAAAACUGAAAGCUUUUAUUGAAUCACGAGCUUCAGAACUUAAUGAUCGAUAUCCAAUUUUUAAAAACAAUAUUAUCCAAGAAUUGAUGUUGCACCAAUCACUAUAUCUUCAGAAUAAUAUUAAAUAUAGUGGAAUUAUAAUGAAAGCAAUGUCGACAGAAUAACGAAAACUUAUAUUAAUGAUGAAAAUCCACGGAACUCAGUGAAUAAAUUUGGUCAUUAUUUACUUUUAAAAAUAAAAAGAAUAUUUAAUUACAUGAAAAUUUUUACAUCCGUAUGUUAAAUACGAGUGUGAAUUGCAGUAGA